CGCAUGCAAGUGCGCAUCAGAUGUAUCGGUAGUGUGUCGUAUUCGUUUCACUCGCAACUCUUUCACGUUUCACUAUCCCGGUGUACAUAUCUUUCUAUGCAUUCAUCACCGCUAUCCAUUCGACCGUGCGUCACUUUGUGAGUGAACUACGUUAGUCAAAAGUUUCCUAACAUUUCUUUGGUACAGCGUUAGAAAUGAGGCUUUUCGAGGAGAAAGAAGAACUCGCAUAAAACGAAAUACGGAGAAUUUUUUGGAGGAACGUAAAUUAAUGGUUCUACAGAGAUACAUCGCAAAACAAGAGUCAAUGUGUGCGCCGUGACGUUUUUCAACAGAGAGAACUGCCGCUUCUUGUUACACGAGAGAGAAGAUAAAAAGAAGAGGAUAGAGACGCCGCGACACGGGAAAGACGAGCGCAAGAGGAGACAAUUGAAGUGCGCGUGUGCAAGAGUGCGUGGCGCGCUGGCGGAAGCUCGAUGUAUCUUAUGUUUUUUGCAGAACUGCAUGCGCGAGCUGGUUAUUUGUCGUGGAUUUUUCCAUCUCCUGAAUUGGUUCUGGAACCGGGGCAUGGUUCGAACAUAACGAGAUUGUGAUCCUCGUUCGAAUUACGAAUCAUUCGAAUGGACAGAGUCAGACAAGAUAGUUAGACGGGACUCUGGAAAGAGCGGUAGACGAACGAGACAGUGCAACAGAAACAAUUCGAAAGUAAAAGGUGACAGAAGAGGGAAAAGAAUAUUUGCCAACGAUCCAGUGACUGCCUAUCGUGUUGCAUAGUUUCAUCGUUGCAUAGUGGCCGUAAUGUGCAUGCGUGCAACGUGCACGUGAACGAAAAGGAUAAUAUAGAAACAUGGGCUAUCUGCGCGCGCGCGUGGUUCUCCCGCGAAAAUGCGAUACGAGAGGUUAGUACUCGUCGCGUGAUUUCAAGUAGUGUGCGUUCACUUACGAGGCGCGUAUAACGCGGCAAUUUCUCAAAUAUCUCGGUAAAAUUGUGUAAUACGAUAGACAUAUAAAAUUAUAAUUCGAAGAUAUGUGCAAUAUGCAAGUGAUCUUAUGCUCCUGUUGGUUAUCUGUGUCAACUAAUUGCUGAGAAUUUGAAAGUAUAACGGACAUUCUUCUCAGUAGGAAGCAGAUUUUUUAUUUCAAUAAUACCACGAUAAUUACCCGAAGCUUUAGUGUUUCACGAAGUCAUCUCGCUUAUUUAUAAGGCGUUCUUUUUUUCCGUGUUGCAGGACGUGAAACUCGCGUUGGAUGGGAGAAAACGGUGCCGAGGAUCGGUCCUCCGCGCCUCGAAGUGACACGACACAUCAUUUCGACUAAGCACAAGAUACUGGAUAGUCAGCGAAGUGAAAAUCCUAGCGCAGAGUCAUACAUUAAAAUGGCUCUCUGAAGAUUAUUCUUUGUGACGUGAAGUCUCUGAAUUGAAGCUUACCUAUGUACCGUGAAGAGGACGAACAGAACAAAACCGCGAAUCCGACUGUCCAACGGUCAAGUGGCACGAACACGUUCGAGCACCAGGAUCAUUCGCAAGACAGCAUGGAGAACGGUGGGGACGAGGCGAGCUCCAAACGUAUGCAAACGGAUGCAUCCUCGUCCACGAACGACACGCCGAAGCCACGUGCACCGCGGAAUUGCCAACGAUGUCGCAAUCAUCGCCUGAAGAUCACUGUAAAAUCGCACAAAAGGUACUGCAAGUACCGAUUCUGCGAGUGCGACAGGUGUAAGGUCACGGCCGAUAAGCAACGAGUGACCGCGAUGCAGGCAAAGCUGAGACGACAACUGGCGCAGGAUGAAGUCAAAGUUAGAGUGGCAGACGAGAAAAUGAAGAAGACGAAAGUUUGCAGAUCAUAUGAAACGGUGGAUCCACUGCCAUUCGGUGUAGAGAACGAGCGAGUUUCGUCUAUCCCUCCAGCCAGAAGUAUCGAGGGUAGCUACGAUAGCAGCAGUGGCGAUUCACCGGCCAGCAGCCAUGGUAGCAACGGCAUACACACAGGUUUCGGCGGUAUCAUCAGUAUUCCUCCUUCCAGAAAAUUGCCCUCGUUGCAGCCUCAUAUCGGCCACUUACCGCAGCCACUAACCAGUGAAAGUGUAGAACUCCUGCUGGAGCACAGUACCAAGCUCGUAGAACUCUUCCAAUAUCCUUGGGAAGCGAUAUUGUUGAUGUACAUCAAUUUAAAAUAUGCAGGAGCUAAUCCCGAGGAAGUAGUGAGGCGCAUGGUUGACGUUUCGAUAGUCUUCUGUCCGAAAAAUUUCACUUGGAAUUCGAUUUUACGUAAAAUUCUUUCGUUUAUCGUAAAUUUAUCGCCUGCUUGAACGUGCAUAGGACGCGGUCAUUUGAAAAUUUUGGGAAGUAUUUUGAAAAUCGUAUUGGUGAAAGAAAAAUUCUUUUAGACAUUCGUUCCCGUGGUUGCUUACUUUCUUUGAUAAAGUGACGAAGUUUAGUAUAAUUGUGGUGGUUCUACGAUUGGAAGACGUGUUUUUUUUUUUUCUCUUAUGGAUAGUUGGCGAGCGAGUGGAUGUUGCAACGUAAUGAAAUUGGCAACAUUUAAACACAUUAUGUAGGAGGUUGAUCCACUUCCUUCGUUAUUCUGAUGUCAAACUACGCCAAAAACAUGUUUUGUAUCUCACAGUCUUUAAAAGGAUAAUUAAAAGAAUUUGAAAGGCAUGAUCGUUUCAAAAAUAGCCCACGAUACCAGUGAAAAUUAUAAUACAUAAAUUGGAGCAUUUAAUAUUUUAGCUUCCAGAUGAUUAAGAAACAAAAUUCAAUGUUCAUGAAAUUUAUCACAAGAUUCAUUUAAUAUUGGCCUCUUUUUCUCUUGUGCAUCAGCUUAUGAAUAGAAGUUAAUUAACAAAACGAAAUAAAUAUUUUCCAAAUGAUAUUAUAAAAAUUGGCAAUCACGUUACUUCGAAAAAUUCAAUCAUUGGUAUUUUCUAGCUAAAUUACUACAAGACUAGUAUAAAUUUGUAUAGCUUGUUGAGUUCUUCAAGAAGUAAUUUAGAUUCGAAGAUACGGACGUUUCAAAUUGUUACAAUAAAGAAAUAUUCCUGGUUCGGACAGGAUGAGUAAUCUAAUUUGGCGUCGUUUGACGAGUAGGGUGAUUUACUGGGACGACAAUCUGCUGGUGCUUGGUGCCAAUUUCGUCGUGUUUGCGGCUCUCCACAUUUUCGCUAAUAAGAAUGCAUUUCACGUCUCGUUAGUUGAGUACGCGUAAUCGUCAUGCUCGAAGAUCCUUCAGGAUUGAAAGUGAUUCUUGGAGGUUAUUUGGUUUAACACCCGAAGAUUCGUUCGUGUGUGUAAUUUUGGUCUACACAGGAAGAUUUGGUUUAUAAUGACGUCGACAGCGGCAAUCACUGCAUUGAAACACGCAUUGAUCCGCGAAUAAGACGUAAGAUAGUCGAAGAAUUUUUAAAGCCAGCAACGAAAUUCGGAAUAUGCACUUCUUGAAGACGGUGAGAAUGACUCAACCUAGUCGACCGUAUCGUUGCACCGCGGCAUGCGCUGCACCCACGGGACUGCCAACAGGACCGCCAACUUACGAGGGUCAUGUGCCCUACAUAGGGGUUGUACCACCUCCGAAUCCUGUCCACUACAGGCCGUUUUUGCAGCCUGAGAAUGCUCAUAUACCAGGUACUAGAAUACCGUCCAGCCCAGAUGGUCCUCCACAACAUUCUACGUAGCCUCGAUCGAUUACCAACCAGUCAGUGAAGUAAAACGUCUGGAAGAACAGGUCGAACCCAAAGAGAAAUGACUAUGGCGAGGAGGGAAAAGAAGAGUAAGAAGAAGAAGAAAAAGAAGCGUGUUGCGUAGGGAAUCUUUUUUAAGGAGGGAAGCAACGAGCACGGAGAACGUUCUCUGUUCCAUGAGCAUUCUCCCAUCAGUCGGACCGCUCAGAUGUUGCAUCAUCGAACGACUAAAAUUCACCGAUCAAUCGAGAUAAUCUGUGUUGUAAUUAUCAGACGCAUUUACGUAACGUCGAUUUAGCGGGCAAGUAUGUCAGGGGCGAAUGCAACACUUUCGAUUCGUCGAUCUAGAAAAAUAGAAGUCCGAAUGCUUCGUCCGAUCGAAAAUCUCUUGACACUUAUAGAACGCUUGUGGAAAAUGUCACUGUUACACGAAGAGCUCAGAAAUCAAUCAACGUAAGUCACUUCUCAUCAAAGACAACUUGUAUCACGAGUAUCGCAAGUAUGCUUUUGUUAUCAACACGCCGGCAUAUUUAAUAUUAAUAUUUACUUCGUUUUUUGAACUUUUUCAUCGUUUUUUUUUUUUUUACUAAUGUAAAAUAAGAUUUUUUUUUUCUAUUCCAGAAGUAAAAUAAUUUUAGCGUUUCUUGUAUUGAAGAUAAAUUUUUUUCAUACUAGGUCUUUGAGGAGCUAUUCUCUAUCGUUGGGGGUGGAAACGCAAGUUCCUGCUUGGUGUGUUGAAAAAGCUAUUAGUCGAUGGAACAGUUUAGUUAUUAUAAUAGUGAGAAUUAUGUUAUAACGAUCGUAUAAUAACGACUGAACUGUGUUUUGUCAACGAUUACAUGGUACAAGUAACACGUUGAUUAGUUUCUGAGUCGUCUGUAUCUCUGAUAGCUGCAACGAAAUCACAAGUCAAAAUUUUCACAAAUUCACAAGUCGUCAACAUAAUGUAAAUCGCUUCGAAAUGAUUAAAUUUUCUUACCGUUUCGACACACCGAAGGAAAGAAACAAGUACGAAAGCCACACCGACUGAUAAAGGAGGAUGCGUAUCGUUCACGAACGAUCGACGGAGACAAUCGAUGCUCCAUGGUCCCUUGGCGCUGUUCGGACAACAGCGUUGCGAUUCGAGCCUCGUGUUUCGAACACAAAAGGGAUCCAACCGCAAGCAAAAUCCAUAGAGCGAGAGAAAAAGAACGAACGAGAAAAAGAGAAUACGUGUUGUGUUCCGCGGGUUCCUUUCCGUCAUUGUUUUCCUUUUCUUUCCUUUUUCCUUUCACGUUGACCGAGAGAGCAAGAAAGUCAUGAAGGUUUUGUGAGCGGAUCGUGGGAUGCCAGGGUUCACGGACAAUGAACACCUCGGGCGUCCUUCGUCCUUGCAUGUCCUUCGACUCGUCGAUCCUUUUCUCACCUCCUGUGUUCCGUUUUCUCUUUCCGUUUUUAUCUUUUAUCUUUCAAUUUGUUCCUUUCGAUGAAUAUUUCACCCCCUUUUUCUCUCUCUCUCUCUCUCUCUCUCUCUCUCUCUCGGUCCAGAAUAACAACACGUUGUACAGACUCGAAACGAGGAACGCACGUUGGAGCUCGUUCGUACAAUUAUGAGAGACGAUGGUCACCGACCGGUUGCCGAUGCUCAGUCGUCCGUGAACGAGAUCGUUCGACAGUCAUUUUCGACGAUCAAGUAACGUCGUGUGCUGUGAAACCUGCCAAUCUACGACCAACCAAGCUCUCCUCCGGCUACAUUGAAGUUUCUCGUUCUUUUGCCUCUUCGACUCGCCGUUUCUCUCCUUUCCAAUUAAACGUGCUUUCGUUCCGUUCGCGACGGAUGACAAGCAUCGACGAUCACUGUUCUUUGUCUCGAUAUAUACAAUAUAUACGACGACACGAUUUUAUUCGCGAAGGAUAGUAUCAUUUAACGUUCGCCACGGCACGUAAUCUCGAAACAGAUUCCUUCGAUCAUCGUGCUAACCUCGCUUCGCGCGAUAAUUGAGCUCGCACGUAUUCGAGGAAGGCUAAUACGGGUUACGGUGUCCAUCGAAAGAGAACAUAUGGCGACAAGAACGUGUUAGAAGAUUCGUAACGAUCAUACCUGUUUGCUUAAGCUCCAGCAAAUCGGAAGUUUGGAUUGCAACUCUUGUGAGGAUAGGUAAUAAUUUUGUUCCAAUUCCAGUAAUCUCGAAUCCUCCGACAAGGGAAACGGAAUAGAAGGAACAAACUAUUCAAUUAUUUCACUGACAGCUUUAAAUUACGCUGAAUUUGAGAUUGAUUGCAUGACUGGGUGCAACUGGACGAUUUCAGUUUUUACCAAUUCUAUCGAUUGUUUGAAGAACAGAGAUGUGAAAGAGGGAUUCGACGAAGUGUUCCGCGGAGUAAGAGUUCGCGUGCUUCACGCGAUCCGUACGAAUUUUUGCCGUGCGAAUCUACCGAUCUCGCCGCGCAAUUUUCAUUCGAUCAAUGCUACGUCGACGAAUUCUAAUUCUAACCGCACACUUGGUCGAAACUGAAACAAAAGAUCAGUUUCGACAGAGGAUCUUGAGCGGUAACAUUGAGAAUUGAUUUCGUACUUCGCUCGUUUCGAUAGAAACGUACGAACUUUUUGAGUAAGCAGGUGCCGCGAGCACUGUUUCGUUCUCGCGAAGAGUGUGCGAUUGCGUGUCAAAUCGCGCGAUCGUGCAAGGUGUGUUGCAUUACGCGGAAUAAUAGAACUCGUGGCACAUUUUCUACGAAGCGGUCUACGGGAAGCAAUUAUCACACGCGUUGGACACGGGUGAAAAAAGAUGUACCGGGCGCACAAACGAGAAAAAUCGACGGACGUCUUAGUUGCUGGGGCGCAAGGAUGUAGCAAAAUCGUCCGCUGAAAAACUGGUCGUUCUAUCUCUUGGUAAAUUAAUUUUCAAAUAAGAACACCGAGGCCUGCCUCCUCGAUAUGCUGUUUCAUUCUCUGCAUCCUUCUUCCCCUCUUGCGCCGCCUCUUAGUUUCUUGUGCGUGGGACACACAGCCUGGUUACUCCAUCUUUCUCUUCUUUCUCUCGUGCUUCACCCUUUUUCUCUUUCUUUUCUUUUUUUUUCUUUUUUUUUCUUUUUUGCUUUGGUUUUUUUUCGUGUAUAUUCGUACCACGGGGAACACGUUCCGAGCGAAAAUCCGAUGUCCAAACCUGAUUGGUUCUUACUUGCGCGGAGCUUAAUGAUUCGCCCCGUUUAAACGAAUUUGCGGUUCUGUAAACGAGCAUGCGUGCCACCGAUGCUUACCACUCCGGUAUCAGUGUGCAACGUCGGCCUGUGCGUUUCAUUUACACGCCGGCGUCUACAGAGUAGUUCCUCUUCUUUUUGUUUUUCUCUUUUCUUUUCUUUUUUCUUUUUUCUCGAUCCGCCUCCCUGGAAUGUAUAAUUGCACCAGUAGAAAGAGAGAGAGAGAGAGAGAGAGAGAAUUCGAUCGAAGAAACUGUCUACGGACAGAUUGAGCCUGAAUAAUUAUCAAGAAGCCAGGCGGAAGAAGGAAGGUUGAUAUAUUUUUUCUUCUUCCAAUCCAUUUUUGCGAGAUAUAAUUGCAUCCAUGGACAAAAGACGAUCCGUAUUCGAUCGAUCCGUUCGCCGAUAGAUCGCUGUUUAAUUAGUAUCGAGAAGGUAGACGGAAGUUGGUUGUAACAUUUCGUUUUCUUUUUUUUUUUUCAAUCCAUUAUUGAACACGCCCGUGGGCAACAAAUUCGAUCGAAGAAAUUGUCCGUGGAUAAAUCGCGUUUGAUAACGUCGAGGGGGUAGGCGGAAGUUGAUGGCGGUAGUUGGCAAUUGAAUAUGUAUUUUUAUAUCGGGUAAAAGGAACAACACUGGACGAUGAUACAGAAAAUGAGGACAUUCGAUACGCAUUAACGACGCCAGGAGAUAGAUUGAUCGUGGUAGGUGGAAGUCGUUUUUGCGAACUUGCGUUUCCAAAUGCGCUCUCGCAUCGGCGAAAUUGCGCCAUCGAAUUAAAAGAAAAAUGGCGCGAUACGUGACUGGCGUGGCAGAAAUUGGCACGGUCGCACGCUCGAAGUGAAACGAACGAAUCUAUCCGACUGUUUCUCUUUUGCGAAUGAAUCGUGGCGAGCAACGACUGCGGUUGAAAUAUCGUGUGUGGUCGAUGUGUCGAAAGGGAAUAUCUUAAUUUCGCCAUUUUCCUUCCUUCUUUUCUUUUUUUCUCCUUUUUCUUUACUCUUUACUUUCUGCUUUUUCUUUUUUCUUUUUUUUUUUUUUUCUCAAUAAAGAAAUCAAUAGGUGGAAGUCGCUGGCGUGCAGGAUGUUAUUCAAUGGAUUUUGUGGUCGAUUUGUAAGACGUUGGUUUGCUUGCGGCACUUCUAGAUGAUUUCAUUUUAACGUAAGAAGAAUUUUGUUUGACAGGACAGUUAACUUAAUUGAACUGUUUGAAAGGUUAAAUUUAGACUUGCGUAACAGAUCUCGACUUGAAAUUUCCCGCGAUAACCUACACGUUGUCUUGAUCUGUAAAUUAUAAUAGCAUUGAGUUCAAUGGAUAAAUAAAACAAGGGUUUACAAAGGCGGUCGAAUUUCAAUGCUGGAAAUAUUAUUUUUAUGAAUUUACGUUCCCCUCGCGUAAAUUGUAACGUUCUCUGUUUAUAAUAAUAAUUUUCUAUUUGUAAUAUUUUCUGUUUUUAAUAAUAGGGCUUGAAAAGUGAAGUUUAAGCUUUUAUAUUUACCGUGUGCUGUUGUAAUUGUAAAUUUCUACAAAGUUUGCGAGGAAAAUGCAGUUCUGCGCAAGAACUUUAAAUUAUACAAUCCGAUAUUCGUUGACCACGACGAUUGUUACUGAAGAGUUACGUUAUUGAUAUCGAGAAUUUGUUGUUCGUUAGAUCGAUUCAGAGCCAAGUGUAAUUUAUCCGGGACAAACUACUUUGUAUUACUUGAAAUUAGUCCUAUUCAAAGUGAGGAGAUCCGCGAUAUAACUUGAAUUAAAUUUCCUCCAGAUUCGCUUAAUUAUAUUUAUAAUUACGUACAUUUAUUUGUUAUGAUUUCACGUUAUAUUCUUUCUGCGUUAAUAAAACUAUUAAAAAUAUUGUUUCCACUAUGUAUAGAUAAAAGAACGUUUCUCCAAUUACUUUCGAUGUGUAUUAUUGCCUGUAGUAGGAGAAAAGAAAAAAAAAAAAAAAGACCAAAAUAUCGAAAAAUACUUGAAACUAGAAACUACAAAUAUAAAACGAGAUACGCGUCUACGUCUACGCUAUAAUCCAUUAAUCUAUUAAUCUACUAACCUAUUCUCGUGCGAGAAGUUACCCCCGGCACGUUGUGUCACGGCGACGAGCUAUCCGAACACUUUACACGUCAGCGUUCAGUAGAUGAACACCGCGGUUUAUAUACAUCUAUAUAUCUGUAUUUCUGAAUAAACGCAUACUCACGGAUAGAACUUGAUGCACCUCGCACGUUGCAAUUCCACACACCCUGCUAUUUGUCGCUUACAAAGCUUCUUGUAUCUAAUAGCAUGUCAGGUGUUUCAUGCAUAUCCGAGUAAUAUUUAGCAUAAACGAUCGGGACGAUCGAGACGAAGAGAAGACGGUUUAAUGCCUUGUAAUUUCGUACUUCCGACAGUUCGUUGCGUAAAACCUUUAAUUUCAAUGGAAAACUUUUGGCUUCGGCGCGCGGAUGUCGGGUACUGAUGAAAGAUGUUUCGUGACGUUUGCCAACGAUUUGCGUGUGAACUUCCCGGUCGCUUCGAUCGUUGGAUACACGGAUCGUGUGGAAAUUGCACGGUGAAUGAAAUUCGUCGGAGCGCGCUCGAUGAUGGAACCGGAAAUGCGCUUUGCGUUUCCGCUAGGAAGUUCUCGCGAAUUGCCGACGAAAAAGAAUUUGUCACGUUGUGUGACACGGGACAGCGUCCGGGCAAUAAUCGCGUGUAUUAAAACGUGGUAGCUGCAGACUGAAUUACGAAGGUAAAAUGGAAAUUUGACAGAGAAAAAGAAAUACGUUGCAAAGGAAUUUUAUUUAAUAUACUAUAUAGGAUAGUAUUUAAUAUUAUAUUAUCCUUUUGAAAAAAAAAAAAAAGAAAAAUAAGGAAUAUGAAAGUGUAAAGAAAUUUCUUUUCAGGAAUAUUUAGUUUGUUAAGGAGUACACUUGACCUCGUUAUGCAGGAUAAGAGAAACUCAUACAUCCACUGCUUUUUUCUUUUUUUAAUAUGUAAAGUGUGCUUUCGUUUAAUUUUCUCUCAAGUUAAAUAAGGUGGGUUGUUUCAGCUUUUUCUUUUUUUUUUUGUAAAUAGGAUAUUUAAUUAAAGUGACCAAGGUCCCUUUAUACAUAUCUUUUCCUUUUUUUUGUGUGCGUGUGUGUAUGUGUGUGUGUGUGUGUGUUUACGUUAUUUUUAUAAUUCCUGUUAUCGAUAGGAUUUUCAGUCCUUUCACUGAAAUGGCUAUAUCUUUAUAUUCUAUUAUAAUUCAAUUUCUAUGGUAUAAAUAAUGAGUAUCUAAAUGUAUCAUAUACUAAAAGAACUAAUUUCCAAACAUCAUCGUCAUUCAUUCGUUCUAAAUUGUUCGUUCAUUUUUUCAAGGGAUUCACGAAUCAUUUUCCUUAUGCCAUAAAUCAUCUCAAUUUCAAUCAGAUUUCCAAUGCUUCGGUGUAACGAAAAAUCCUCUAUAAUGUACUCACAUUUUGCUUACAAUUGAAAUCAGAGAUGGUAAGAAUAAUUUAUCGCUGAAAUAUUGUUCGUUGAAAAAGGGAAAUAAUGAACAAGCUCUCAGAUAUCCGAACCAUAUUUAAUUCCUAAUUGACCGAGGGUCGUUAACAAAACAAAUGUUGGUUCUAUUUAAUAGUCGUCAUAAAUCAUGCGCCCUGUCGCUGUGCGCGCUAGUCUGGACUAUUUUCUCUCUUGGAACGCGAGUCCAAAUUGUAAUGGCCGCACAAAUUUUCCGCUCGAAACACAGCGAGUGCAUCCGAGACGAACUUUAUUUCGCAAGGUUCAUCCAAAUUUGGAUACGCUCUAAUUCCUACACUUUGGACAAACUUAAUUCUAUUUGUAAUCCUAUAUUUCUUCUAUUUUCAGUUUUUAAUAAAUUGCGAUGGAAAUGAUCUUAGUACUAUACUUCUACGUUCCUGUUCAAAAAUUUUAGAGCAUUCUUCACUUUUUGGAUAACACAACUUCGUACAUUCUUCUGCGGAACAAGAAUAUUAUAAUUAAUCCUCAAGUAGUAUUACUGGGGAUAUAGAUGAUUAUAGAAAUUUAAGUUGAGUUAUUGAUGCGAUAUUUAAUUUUAUUUUGAAUUACAUUUUCUUCUGAACAGAAAUUAGUAAUAGUAUUCAAUUCAAUAAAACAUUUCAGAAUUUGUUCCUAAAAUUUUUAUGAUCUUCAAUGAUAACAGUUUUAACAGAGGAUUGAUUAAAAUUUCAGCAGUAUAAAAAAAUAAUAUUAUGAAUAUUACGAAUAUUGAAAUUUUAACAUGCUCUAAAUUUUUUUUAGCUGGAAUCUAAACCUACGAAGCAUUUUCGUAAGGAUAAAAAAUCAUGAUAAAAUGUAUUACUUUUGGGUAGAAACAUACUCCAGUAUAAAACUUAAUUUUUAUAAUUUCAUAAUUUUAGAAUUUCAUUAUGAGAAGUCGAAAUAUCGACUCAAAGUAUUUAUCAGAAAAGUUACGAAGCCAAUAACUUGAGUCUUGGAAACUGACUAGGAAAAUUCUAAUUCAAAAUAACGAAAUUAAAAAUAAAAAGAACUCCUUUCUGAACACCUGAUAUUUCCAUAUUAUACUUUCAGAUCGAAUUCUUCGAUAUUUUUAAAUUUGAAAUUUGCCUUGAACUUAAGUUCGACAAAGAUGCAAGAUUCAAUAAUUUUGAAAAACAUGGAAUUAGAUAUUGGUAUUGUGUUAGUGUCGAUAUCUCUGUCUGAAGUAUACUUGGAAACAUCGACUACAAACAUCAAUCUCUGGACAUUGAAACUUCAAGGAUAGUCAUUUGAAAUAUAUUAUCCCUUUCUUUCGUUUUAUAUAAAUGAACAGACAGACUGAUCUUUGCGUUUAAAUGUAGUCAUUAUAGAAAUUUCGAUAUAAUUGUAAAUCUAAAUUUUUUAGGAGAAGUAUUGGUAAUUUGCACAAAGUAUUUAUGUACAUAAAUUGAUCGUAAUAUAAAUAUUAUUUCUGUUUAUAAAAAUUUAUAUUCUUAACAUUGCUUGUUAAGACAAUGUUUCACAAUAAUUACUUUCCUUUUCUUUUAUAAACAGAUAAACAAGGGGAUAAUGUAAAACUCAUUUUUUUGAGGCGACACGUUCUUUAUUUUUUACAUCGAUAUGCACGAUGAAUGGUACUACAAUCACAUAUUAGGAAGACUAUCGUUGAUUAAUACUGCAUUAUUGUAAGAAUAUCGAGGCGGUAUUAAUCCAAUUAACGAUUAAUUCAAUUCGAUUUAACGUGUAGCAUUAUAUCGUAGUAUUACGCUAAUAUGAAUUGUUUAUGUGCUAUUUACCAAUACUGCAUUGCGAUAAUACGUUAACAAUAAUUUACUGUCGUUUGAGGGGGAAAAUGUUCUGCUGCGAUAUCUCACAGAUUUCGAGAGUUACAAUCUAUAUAUUCUUAUAGUAUUUCGAUACUUUACCAGUGUUUAAUAUUUCAUACGUCGAAGGAAAAAAAAUCGUGUUGGUUUGCAACCCUUUCGUUACUAUCGAUGACUAUAAUCAUUCGUCGCUAUGCGUUCGUUACUAUGUUCACGAUCGUAGUUAAUCGAUAGGAUUCGCCAUGUUUCAUGAUUUGUAACACUUAUUUUUAAUACGCCGACUGCAAAUGGUUAUCUUUGUAAGUAGCAUGUAAUUAUAAAUAAAAUUUUACGAGGAAAGUCA
Messenger RNA from Frieseomelitta varia, 12466 nucleotides. It is a transcript of the gene Dsx, whose product is annotated as doublesex- and mab-3-related transcription factor 1. The record is from RefSeq and is a predicted model, not a curated record. The transcript has 8 exons. Bases 1429 to 2307 code for a protein of 292 amino acids. Gene Ontology annotation, cellular component: nucleus. NCBI's taxonomy places the organism in Eukaryota, Metazoa, Arthropoda, Insecta, Hymenoptera, Apidae. Gene Ontology annotation, biological process: sex differentiation; regulation of transcription by RNA polymerase II. Gene Ontology annotation, molecular function: RNA polymerase II cis-regulatory region sequence-specific DNA binding; DNA-binding transcription factor activity, RNA polymerase II-specific.